GCUUGCAAGACUGAGCAAUGCGCGUUCCCUACACCGGAAGUUACAGUCAAGUCGUUAGUGUUCAUGAGCACGGCGGUAGUGAACCGGCAAAGACGAUACCGGGGGAAGAAGAGGAGCCGGUGGACGGCGAAAGAACACACAAUCCGUGGAAUGAAAUAUAUUGAUAUUUGUUUCUCUGAGUUCUGCUAUCACUUACUAAACGUCCCUUAUUCUGAACAUCCUUAUAGCAAGAGCCUGACGUACGAGUGUCGAAGAGCCCUGUCUAUUUCCGAGGAAGGGAGUCUGUUGUGACUGUCCACUCCAUUGCCUGGGGAAGGAAGCCUGUUAUUUUAGUGUCCCCGGUGUGUGCGAAGAGGAGUGUGUGACCGUAGUGUGUGAGCAGCUCUCCCUAUGUGUGUCACAAUGGGGGACAUCAGUGACCUGGACCGACAGAUAGAGCAGCUCAGACGCUGUGAGCUCAUUAAAGAAAAUGAAGUCAAAGCACUGUGUGCCAAAGCCAGAGAGAUUCUAGUUGAAGAAAGCAAUGUCCAGAGAGUGGACUCUCCUGUCACAGUGUGUGGUGAUAUACACGGUCAGUUCUAUGACUUGAAAGAGCUGUUUAGAGUUGGUGGUGAUGUCCCAGAGACAAAUUAUCUCUUCAUGGGCGACUUUGUGGACAGAGGCUUCUACAGUGUGGAGACUUUCCUUCUUCUGCUAGCUCUAAAGGUGCGUUAUCCAGACAGGAUAACCUUGAUCCGGGGAAACCAUGAGUCCCGGCAAAUCACCCAGGUCUAUGGCUUCUACGACGAGUGCCUCCGCAAGUACGGCUCAGUCACUGUCUGGAGAUACUGCACUGAGAUAUUCGACUACUUGUCCCUCUCUGCUAUCAUUGAUGGCAAGAUCUUCUGUGUGCACGGUGGCUUGUCUCCUUCCAUCCAGACAUUGGACCAGAUCCGGACCAUUGACAGAAAACAGGAAGUGCCACAUGAUGGGCCCAUGUGUGACCUCUUGUGGUCAGACCCCGAAGACACCACAGGGUGGGGGGUGAGUCCCAGGGGUGCUGGCUAUUUGUUUGGGAGUGACGUGGUGGCCCAGUUCAACGCCGCCAAUGACAUUCAUAUGAUCUGUCGAGCACACCAGCUGGUCAUGGAGGGCUACAAGUGGCACUUCAAUGAGACUGUGCUCACUGUGUGGUCAGCACCCAACUACUGCUACAGAUGUGGCAAUGUGGCAGCCAUCUUGGAGCUGGAUGAGCAUCUACAGCGGGAGUUCAUCAUAUUUGAGGCAGCACCGCAAGAGACCAGAGGCAUCCCCUCCAAGAAGCCAGUAGCCGACUAUUUCCUGUGAAGUCUUUGAGCAGACAGCCAUGAUGUGUCGAAAUCUCCGGUACCAUUUCACACCAGCCACCCACCAUCCUGCUGCUGGACGGUUCUGUCAGUGUGAACUCAGAGCAGUUAGACAGAAAACCUGCCGAACCCUGCGAAGCUCUGUACAGCUUCAGCUUGAAGAGCAGGAUUUUUGCCACACUGCCCAAGCCUGACAGAGCAGUCACUGUGAAAGGUGUAGGGGGCGAGGUGGAUACUGGGCCCAUGACUGUUGUCACUUCUCCUCAGCUAUAUAAGAUGGCCAUUUUCUUUCUCCCCUCAGCCUCCUUCCGGUUCUGUCUGUUCUGCUCUUCUCCCACUCUGUAGAUACACUCUCCCUCCCUGACUUAACCUCCACCACUCUUGUAGUAUUUUUUUCAUGACGGACAUUGUCAAUUAGUUUUAGAAGUAUCUGGAGGGAGUUAAAUAUGUUUUCCUUUUUUUUUUUUUUUUUCCAAAAAUAUGCAGAUGUAGGAAGUUCUAUUAUUUAAGGAAUUCCUUCAAUGCAUAUGUUGUCUUUGUUUUUGAUUUUGUAUAAUUGUUGCUGCCACGAUUAAAUUCAAAAUGACCUAUUCAUUUUGUGCUCUUAUGUUUCUGUUUAACUGUCGUGUGUCACUAUUUAACAUACCAAGUGCUACUGCUCAGGACCAUCACAAAUAAAUACCAGAAAUGUAAUGACUGGCCAGCAGGACUAUAUUCACCAUUGUUUUCUCUCUUAAUUCCUUUUAAUCUACAAAUCUCUAGGUCUGUCAAUUUUGAUAUUGUGAGAAUAAAGUUUUUGUAUCAAUGCCGA
This is a messenger RNA of Siniperca chuatsi (mandarin fish), 2136 nucleotides long. Its product is annotated as serine/threonine-protein phosphatase 4 catalytic subunit B. The coding region runs from base 391 to 1326 and encodes 311 amino acids. Gene Ontology annotation, molecular function: protein serine/threonine phosphatase activity. Lineage: Eukaryota; Metazoa; Chordata; Actinopteri; Centrarchiformes; Sinipercidae. Gene Ontology annotation, cellular component: nucleus; cytoplasm. The transcript has 9 exons. The record is from RefSeq and is a predicted model, not a curated record. Gene Ontology annotation, biological process: peptidyl-serine dephosphorylation; double-strand break repair via homologous recombination.